Solenopsis invicta (red fire ant) is the source of this 3643-nucleotide messenger RNA. RefSeq lists its product as uncharacterized. Gene Ontology annotation, molecular function: protein binding. The record is from RefSeq and is a predicted model, not a curated record. The transcript has 3 exons. Lineage: Eukaryota; Metazoa; Arthropoda; Insecta; Hymenoptera; Formicidae. The coding region runs from base 2448 to 3098 and encodes 216 amino acids.
UUAGAGAAGUAAAACCAGUCGACUAUUAAAAAUUCAUUUAUUUCCGUUAUCAGUUAUCAGUAACCUAAUGUUGAUAUUUUCACAGAACAAUUCCAGAAACUUUCCUACACGUGUUAAAAGCUUUAUCAAUAAUUUUAUCAAGCAACUCAAAAAUUAUACUCAAGAGCUGAUAAAAAGAAUAUUGGUUACAAUGGAUAAAAAAAUUUACACACCAAAAAAAGUUUAAUUUACUUAAUGACUAUAAUAGAUACGCUAAAAAAAUCCGAUUAAAAAACUUAUUAACAAGACACGUGAGACUCUAAACGUAAACUCUACAUUUUUUUCUUUCAGGAACAAUAUAUACGAGCAAAAUUUCGAAAUUCUAAUUGACCCGCUAUAAGAUUUCGGAAUUCAAUUACCAUUUUAUUUGAGAAUCGUAGAUGAUAUUGCGAUUGCUGUCCCUUCAAACCAAACUGACUGUCUUCAACAUUUUGAAUUUAUUUCAUCCCAGAUUACAACUUACGAUCAAAGUCGUGGAGAAGAGGACAACAGAUAAAAUCUUCUUGAUAUCACCAUGAUAAAUAACGACGGCAUUCUUUAGUUUGAUUGAUAUCACAAACCAUCAUAUUCUCAAGUAGAUACUUCAACUAUUUAUCUUUACAUUUAUUAUCUCAAAAAAAGACCAUAAUGGAUAUGGUUGACAGAGCAUUUCACUCCCAGAUCUUCAGUUUCAUAGUAUAAACAUCAGUUUUGUUAUUAACUAACUCUUUGCUGAAUAACGAUUAUCUCUUGGAUUUUACUUUGAAAACGAUAAAUGUAUGUCUCAGAUCCCUCUUAAACGAAUAAACAUUCAAAUUGAAAACUAUUAACUGUUAACGAAUUUGGAGGUAGUGAAUCAUAAAUCAAAGAAUUUGACUUAUGAUUUAUCAAUUAGUAUAUUUUAGAUUUCGGGAAUCUUGAAUAAGUUCAGAUUUAUAAGAAAAAAUACUUAUAGAGACUGGUGUUUUUAAGCUUGAACAAAUUAGAUAAAAAUGUUAGAGUAUAUAAUGAUCCGUUGCCCUCAAGUUUAAAAAAAUCAAGUGGUUCCAUUUUAUAUACUUAAAAAAAAUUAUGUUUAAAUUGAUGAUAUUGUUUUCUAAUUCGAUUUUUUUAAAAUAUAAGUAAAAAUAUCUUCGAGAAAAAUACAAGUUUAUUUAAUUUCAAUCAAAUCAACAAACAACGUUAUUAUCCUUUAUUAAAGAAACAUAAAUUAUUUUUAAUUCAAAUAAUUUAGUUGUUCUGGUUUUAAAUAUAUAUUUCUUUUCUGUAAAGAAAGAUUUGUGUUGUAUAACUAUUUUUUCAAUUCUAAUAUAAAAAACAACCCAAAUGUCUUCAAAUCAAAGAAAUUUUUCUUUAAUCGCAUAGCAAUGCACAAAUUCCUGUAAUUCAAACAAAUUUUUUUGAAGAAACUUUUUAUUGAGUGUAUAAAGACAUCGUACGAGAAGUAUUCAUAUAUUGGCAGUUUAUAUUUCUAUUUUAAUAUUUGAUUGUAACUUUCUAUUUAAAAUUUCUAUAUGAUAAAUUAAUUAUUUAUUGUUCAAUCAUUAACCAGAAUUGUGACAAUAAUUUAAAGCAUAAAAUUUUACGAAAUAAAUAUAUACGUUACAAAAAUAAAAAUUUAGAGUCCCAUGGUAAGUUAUUCUUUUUGUUUGAUUAUAAAAUAAAAAAAAAACUUUUUUUAAUCAUAUUAAGAAAUUUAAUUUAAAAAACCUUGAAUUAAGGAUACACACAGCAAUCACGUCCAUCCAGUCUUGUAACUAUGUGGAUAUUCUCGUAUUAAGCGUUUAGGACUAUUUACCAUAGGAAAAGGAUCCAUGAGAAAGUUAGUCAUGGAAUAAUAUGUCAUUGGAAAAUUAGAGUACCAAAGAUUUCAGCUGAAACGUAUACUUUGCAUUUGUAUACGAUUUUAAAAUUAAAUAAUAUAAUUUAAAUAAUAAAUUCUUGCGCUCUUUUUACAGUACCAACUACCAAUUGCUCAUUAAACUCUCUUCAAUUAUUUAAAUUGCCUUAAAUAUUAUUAAUUUUAUAUUUUAUAUGUAAUAAAAGGUCGUUUGCCAAAUUUCUUGUAAUGAUUAUGAUACAUCCUUAAUGGGAUAGACUGUUAAAAAUUAGAGUUGCAGAACAUCGCAAUCACGUUAAUAGAAACAUUAUGAAUCCGUCAUUACAGAGAUUAUGUAAUUUAUAGGAUAAAUUAUAAUCACGAGUUUGAUUCGAAUGAUUAGCAAGUUUUGGAUAAUCAAAGAGAAAAAAAGUGAUAGUUGUUUUUUCUCUAUCUUGCUAUCUUCUCGCUGAUAAUGACGGAAAGCUGUUACUUUGUAUCUAGCUUAACUUGCCAAUCGGCGCGGCGCCGCGGCGCCUGGAAAGAGAUCGCGAUUAUCAAUCAGCGAGAAAAAGAGCAUUUGUCUCUAUUAGAAUGAGACGCAAAAUGAAUGAAAAGACAGGUGCCGAUGUGCGAUUCACCAAGUGUUCAAGUUAAGAGGUGCUAUAAAGUCAUACUGGAGUCCGAGACUGUCUUACCCGUUCAUAACGUGAAGAACCAACCUGAUAGCGGAAAAUUCGUUUCUGCGUCAUAUUUUACUAUCAUGAUGAUGUGGACAGUGCUAAUAUUGGCAGCGAUCAUGUUGAUCGACGUAGCGGCACCAGCAGAUCCAAUAGAAAAUUCUGGCAUCGCCACGAUCGACCACAAAAAACAAGUUAAUGCUAUCGAUUGCGACGAAUUUGUAGCCUUUUCCGCCAUUCAAGGAUCAGUGAUUGAAGCUAAGCUCGUCCUCGCCGAAAUGCUAAUAGAUAAAGGAGUCGAAUACGAAUUGGAAACUGGAAUCCUUACCAUGCAUUGUGAUGGCGUUUACCAAUUUAGCUUCGCUGGAUAUGGUAGCACGGACUUGCGAUUGGCAUUGAAACGCAAACAGAACAAUGUCGACAGUUGGAUAACGAUUGUGAGCACUGGUUCAGGCGGAGGAAACCAUCUCGUCCUAUUGGAUGUCGAUGCUGGUGAUCAACAUGCUGUCUUCGUUGAAUCCGGGGAAAUUAACCCAGACAGUGUCAGUUUCACGGGUCGCCGCGUUUAUAGAGACCAAUAACAAUAUUGACAAAUCUAAGAUACCAAUUAUCAUUAAGGAAUCCAAGUUUUAAUUUAUUAUAAAUUAAAACUGAGUCUAAAAAAAUUUUUGAUCAAAGAAGGUUAAACAAAAUAAUCAAAAUUUUCAAAAUGUAAUUUGUAACUUAAAAGAUAUUUAACAAAAAGGUGGUAAAAAAUUCUUUAUAGAAUUGAUUUUUUGAAAAUCAAAAGGCUCAUCGUUUCUUUAAAAAUCUAAUUGGAUUAUAAAAUACUAAAACAUAAUACCAUGCUCUUGGAUUAAGAUUGUUAGACUGUCAUUAAAUGCAUUUAAAAACAUCUAUAAGAAAAGAAAAAAAGAUUUAAAUGUUCUUGCAAAAUACGAAUUUUUUUUACUACAAACAAGAAUUUUCUUGUGUACUGAAAUACAGUUAAAUAAUUUGUUUUAAAAUUUUUAGACGGAUUUAAUAUUCUGCGAUACCUAUUUUUUUCAGUCGUUAAAAAUUUUUAAUCUUAUUAAUUUCUUUCAUUAUGUAAAAUGAUAAAAUGUCUAAUUUUUUUUUAACACAA